AUGAUAAUGGAGUAUCGGAACCAAUUGGGAAUGGAUGAUGGGUUUGAAUUCAAAGAGGAGGUUAUCAAUUCGCUGCCCGACAACAAACCAGUAGUGCAACAUGUGCGACCUUAUCUAGACUGUGUCUAUGAACUUCUCACCAACAAAGUCAUCCUUGGCCCAAAUAGCUGCAAUAUCAACCUACACCACCCAAUUGUCAGCGCAUUGGAUGAAAUGUGCCAUGGAUCGAACUCCCACAAGACGCACAUAGACUGUCCAGCUAAGCUUCUGCAUAUGCUUCAGAAGGGGGGGCAGAUGCGGGCAGUUGAAUCAUUUGAGUAUCAGUUUCGAAAUGGGACCAAAAUCACCUUGGAUGACAAAUCCUUUGCCUCCAAAAAGAAGGGCAUCAAGAAAGGACUGGAAAAUCUGAACUUUAUUGGUCAUCAGAUGGGUGACUUCCUCAGCCGACAAUCAGACCGCAACAAACUAAGGACCAAGUUUAAGAAUUCCCUCUUUUCCUCGGCAAAAAAGUGUGGUCAUGAACAUGCAAGAGUUAUUCUCUCCAUAUUGUUGACAUUAAUGACAGAUCGGGGACGACAAAUAUGUCUUGAGGAAAGAACAAUGGAAGAAGACUUUCUUGAUAACUUUGUUUACCUCUUUGAGAUUGUCCUAGUCAUGGAGCAAUGGUUGAAGUCACCUUCAUUUCCAGCUGACGAGGUUCUGGAUGGCACCCGGCUUUCCAAAGCUCUUGGUGUCUAUGUGGAGAAUAUUGGUGCCAUAUGCCAAAGGAAAGGAAUGGGCGCUAGACUGAUAAAAAAUCAUCUCAUGCUUCAUCUUCCACAUUGCAUAAUGCGAUGGGGCCCUCCCAGCGGCUGGGAUGGUUCCAACCUGGAACGUUCCCACAAGAGACAGGCCAAACGUCCUGCCCAGCUUAUACAAAGGCGACAAGACUGCUUCAUUGCCCAACUUUCUGCCAGGUACACUGAGAUGAGGCUCAUGCAGUAUGCCACACAGUUCUGUGGCUUAUGCAAGUCUCUUUGGGCAACCAAUACUGGACGGGGUAGACAAUCAACCAAACCAAUGGCCUGUACUGGUUCAAGAUUCACUAUAGGUCUAGAUACCACUAAUUACAGACCAGGUGUCAAGUGGACAAAGGAUCCAGGCAGACAGGUUCACAUACAGACUGUUAUUGAUACGGCCUUUGACCACAUUGUCUCCAAUCUCCCCCUCAACAAUUCAAAGAGUGCAAGGACAGUUGAUGGCUUCACUGAAUAUAAAAAAGAAAUCAGAGGGGAAUCGGUCAUCUUUCGGGCCCACCCAAGCUUCAGGUCCAAGUCUAGGCAACAGCGGGAUGUUUGGUAUGACUGGGCAUUGUUUGAUUUGGAGGAUCAAGGUUAUGGGAGCUGCUUUAUCCCGGGUCAGGUGCUAAUGUUUCUUCAUGUCCCACAUCUACAAAGGGAAGUGACAGUCAAUGGAAUGAGAGUAAGGCCAAACAAGCCACAUGCCAUUGUCAGGCUGUUCAAGGAAAAACCAAGAUCCGACUUCCAAGAGGUCAAGACUCACAGUGAAACAGGCGAAGAGAAUGAGUACAGCCUCUUGGUGGAGUUUGGCGAUACCCAAGAUGAACUGUCCAUCAUCCCUUGUGAUUAUAUUGCUGAACCCACAAUUGUUGUGCAGAAUAUUCCAAUGCUACAACCUCAGAUGCCACUGAAUCCAAAACAAAGAAGAGCAAGGGAGAAGAUGGAUGGUAUAAUCAAACCACUUGGUGAGGGAUAUUUUGUUGUCUCCCCACAAAGCACCUGGAGUAGCUGCUUCUCCCACUUGAUCCAGAGUUAUCCAUCCACACUAGGCUUUAAUAGUCCUUUGUAG
This is a messenger RNA of Cylindrotheca closterium, 1848 nucleotides long. The record is from the annotation of a GenBank genome assembly. Lineage: Eukaryota; Bacillariophyta; Bacillariophyceae; Bacillariales; Bacillariaceae.